GGCAACACGAAAACUGGGCCACAUCUAAAUUGGCAAAUGGACAUUUUAGGCUACGGAGAUAGGAACCACCGACAAUAACCAAGAGGUUUAUUUUGAGACACUGAGCUGCUGAUUAGUUAGGCUGUGAGGAGGAAGCAGGAAUGAAGUGAUGCGUUUCACACAUAUUUUAUUCUUACAGAAAUAUCCUGCACCAACCGUUAUCAUAUGAAUAUUCUGAUGAGGCAUAUAAAUAUAGAUAUGCAACAGACUGCAUUAAAAUGAAAUAGUUAUUGCUAUAACAUAAUAUCACCAAAACCCACUUUAACGGUGAAACAUAUGAUUCGUUCUUUAGGCAAUGCGACUGUAAUGUAGCCUGAAUCAGUCUCUUCCAGAUCCCCCCCUCCCCAUCCUAUUCCUACAACGACUAGACUCGUUUGCUUCGAGGCAGACAGCUCAGAAUCGGCGUGUGCGCAACAGCACACACCAAGCACGGAAAACAACCGAGAGCAAAUCUGUUGUUACGUUUUAUCAGUUAAGGCCCAGGGUUGCUUCUCCUCGGUACGACUGACAUAGCCUUCCCCUUGGCUUUUCCAGGAAAAAAAAAAGGUUUAGUUGUUCUAUCCGAGAGAGAGCAUCGUGGAGGCAUGGCAGAAGCGGAGUUACAAACCUUUACCUCAAUCAUGGACGCUUUGGUUCGUAUUAGUUCUAACAUGAAGAGCAUGGAACGGGAGCUGCAUUGCCCGGUGUGUGAUGAGAUGGUGAAGCAGCCCAUCCUUCUGCCUUGCCAGCACAGUGUGUGUCUGCUGUGUGCAGCUGAGGUGCUGGUACAAAGAGGUUAUCCUCCUCCAGACCUCCCUCCGGAGCCCAACUCACCGGCCUCCACACCCAACACCCGCUCCCCUCGACAGGCACGAAAACCCACACCGAGGACCCCUGACCGCCUGGAACGCGUCCUCAGAACAGUGUGUGGGACGUACCCAGGGCGGAGGCGGAAGGACACGGCCCCUCCCCCCAUGCUGUUCCCAUGUCCUUCUUGUCAGGAGGAAGUGGAGCUUGGAGAGAAAGGCCUGACCGACUGCCUCCGUAACCUCACGCUGGAGCGGAUUGUGGAGAGGUAUAGGCACACAGUCAGUCUGGGCAGUGUAGCCAUCAUGUGUGGGUUCUGUAAGCCCCCUCAGUCUUUGGAGGCCACUAAGGGCUGUGCUGACUGUAAGUCCAAUUUCUGCAACGAGUGUUUCAAACUCUACCACCCUUGGGGAACCCCUCGAGCACAGCAUGAGCACAUUCUACCCACCAAUAACUUUCGGCCAAAGGUGCUAACGUGCACAGAGCAUGAGCAGGAGAGACUGCAGUGGUACUGCCGUAACUGCCAGAGGUUACUGUGCUCUUUGUGUAAGCUUCGUCGUGUGCAUCAUGGACACAAAGUGUUGCCCAUUGCACAGGCCUACCAGGCCCUCAAGGAAAAGAUUGCUAAGGAAGUCAACUUCAUCCUGGCCAACCAGGAGACAAUUCAGAGUCAGAUCACUCAGCUGGAAGAUGCCAUCAAACAGAUGGAGGCAAACAGUGCAGUGGCUCUACAUCAGCUGACCCACUGCAUCCGAGAGCUGGGAGCGGCUGUAGCAGAGCGUCAGGGGGCCCUGACUCUGGCCCUGGAAGGAUCCCGCAACAGGAGGGAGGAGGCCCUGUCUGCACAGGUCUCAGAGAGGCGAGGCCUGCUGGAGCAUGCGGGCCUGAUGGCCUUCACACAGGAGCUGCUCAAGGAGGGCGACCCACCAUGCUUCGUACAGGCUGCCAGAGUCACUCACAACAGGCUAGUGAAGGCAAUAGAAAACCUCCAGUGUUUUUCUCUUUCUGCUGAUCCCUCCUUCAAACAUUUUCACCUCGAUGCAUCCAAAGAGGUCAAGCUCAUCCAUGGUUUGGAGUUCAUACGUGCCCCACUGGCUCCAGUCAUCGACACUCAGAAGACACUUGCUUACGACCAGCUGUUUUUGUGCUGGCGCCUCCCUCAGGACUCGGCCCAGGCUUGGCACUUCUCUGUUGAAUACCAGCGACGAGCAGGAGGAGCUGCAGCCACAUGGGGUGGCGUCAGAUCCCCUAAUGCUGCAACAGUGUGGCAGCGUCUGGAUGAAGUGAGAGGGACCAGCGCUGUGGUUGAUCGACUGCAGAUAGACAGUGUGUAUGUGCUCAGGGUGAGAGGCUGCAACAAAGCCGGGUUUGGAGAGUACAGUGAAGAAGUUUACCUCCACACUCCACCAGCACCUGUGUUGAGUUUCUCCUUGGACUCACGCUGGGGAUUGCAUUCUGACAGGCUGGCAUUGGGUAAAGGCCAAACUUACGCCCGCAGUGUGCCAGGCCUCUCCCUCCUGCAGGCUGCUGACCGCACACUCACUUCUUGUCACUUGACCUCUGACCUGCUGGUAGCUGACCGGGCUGUGACUCAGGGCAAACACUACUGGGCAUGCUCUGUGGAGCCUAGUUCCUACCUGGUAAAGGUGGGAGUAGGGCAGGAGGCCAAGCUACAAGAGUGGUUUCACCUCCCCCAGGAUAUGGCCAGCCCUCGGUGUGACCCAGACAGUGGCCAUGACAGUGGGGCCGAGGACGGCCAAGACUCCUCUCCCUUUUGCUUCCUCACGAUGGGCAUGGGCAAGAUCCUGCUUCCUCAGGGGCACGGUCACAGUCAGAGCCAGGGGGACAGCCACAGCCAGGGGGGAGGGCACUCCCACAACAGCAGCCAAAGCAACCUCCCUCACCCUCACACUGCUCCUCUGCCACCACGACUCGGAUUGUGUCUGGACUGUGACAAAGGACGUGUCACUUUCUAUGAUGCCCACUCAUUGCGGAUCCUGUGGGAAGGUCACGUGGAUUGUUCGGCUCCAGUGUGUCCGGCCUUCUGCUUCAUUGGUGGGGGGGCCCUGCAGCUGCAGGACCUCGUGGCCAAUCGGAGCAUUGAGGAGCCGCCGCCACGGAGGGUAACGAUCCAAACACGUGCAACAAAUCUCAGUAAAUAAUUUGCAGUGAGAUGGCAGUUGAUGGGCACAGUUCACUCGGUGUGUAAAGUGUUUCUCAUGUCUGUAGAAUUGAAAGGUGGUUUAUAUUCACCACCUACUGUGAGCUGGUAAUUAAUUGCCUUGAUCCUGUCAAACUUCAAUACUUGAUUGAACUUUAACUGCUGAAUACGGUUAUGUUUUUCCUUUAAAUGUGAUUUUUGAGAUCUGAUGUUGAUUUGCAUUUGCACUUGGCCUGAAAAUAUUAAAUGUGUUUGCUUUCUUCUUUCCUCGAUUUUGCUAUCCCCCUAUGGACGUUGUGGCUGAAGUGAUUUUAGACUAUGCAGAAUUCUGUUUAUAGGGUAAGCUAAACACCUUUAUAACAGCUGAAAAAAAUCUGUUUGCAGUCUGUUUUACGCUUAAUUUGUCCCACAAUGAUUGGAAAGCACACUUUGCAUGAAAGUGUAACUAGGAUUCAUAACUUAAAUAUAUGCAGUCACCCUGUAAAAGCACCUCAGAUGUACUGUAUGUCUAAUUUUAUAUCUUCAUUUUUUUUAUAUAGCCCUGACAAGAGUGAACAUUGAGUAUAUAAUUUAAAAAGAAUGCAAAUUUUUGUCAGUUGUUGAACUGAAAAGCUCUGAUAUCAGGAUCACGUGUCUCUGUGUCUGCAGUCCCAGUUGGUAUUUUAUGUAGUUGCUGUUUUGCAUUUCAAAAAGGAACUUGUGUGGCAUUUUGGCUGGUUGAACAAGCUCAGAGUUGCCUGAAUGUUUUCAGAUUACAAGCGAAAUCAAAGUAAAAAAACACUCUGAGGAAUCAUACCCUCAUUAUGCUGUUUGACUUAAUAACAUAUGAAUACAUUUCACUGUUUUACAUUUUGACGAAAGCUAAAAAUGUGGAUGGCCUACUUGUUCAGUAUUAAACUGUGGUGUUAGAGUGAUUUGCACACACAUAUUAAUGACAAGCUUGGAUGGAUGGCAAGGUAAGCAUCCCAGGUAGGCUAAUGGAAGAGGCCUGGUUGACUUUUUUUUUUUCUUUAAAGGUUUUGUUUCUCUUACUGCAAGUGACAGUAGCUCAUCCACUUACUGACUAAGCUGAUUCACACUUAUGUUUGGGGAAUGUAAGAGCCCAGUUAUGUAUCAUUUCAGUGCAAGAGAUUGUCUAUAUUGUAAUAUUUUCAAAUUGACUGGCUCAGACUGUAUUUUGAUAUAUGAUUUUUCUUGUAUGCGUGUGUGUGAGAAAGAUUUGGCUAUGACUUUCAUGCUUUCUAAUGUGUGUAUGUGUGUAUCCUGUCUUGAGUGAUUUGUCUAGACUCCUCUACUUGUGAUACAGCACAGCACUUGAAUGACUUUAGAUUGUAGCAUCACAGAAAUCAGAAUCUCUUAAUUUAGAUUUAUCUUUGCCGGCAGAAUGUUUCUGUCAUGUCACAAGAAAUCAAUAAAUGGCUGAUA
Scatophagus argus is the source of this 4411-nucleotide messenger RNA. It is a transcript of the gene trim46a, whose product is annotated as tripartite motif containing 46a. Lineage: Eukaryota; Metazoa; Chordata; Actinopteri; Scatophagidae. The coding region runs from base 624 to 2987 and encodes 787 amino acids. The transcript is spliced from 12 exons. The record is from RefSeq and is a predicted model, not a curated record. Gene Ontology annotation, molecular function: protein binding; zinc ion binding.